Messenger RNA from Vicia faba (fava bean), 1257 nucleotides. Lineage: Eukaryota; Viridiplantae; Streptophyta; Magnoliopsida; Fabales; Fabaceae. The record is from the annotation of a GenBank genome assembly.
AUGGAUAAACAACAGAAGUUAGAUUUCAAGAAUCACCACAGAGCCAUGAACAUCUUUCUGAAUGCUAUCUCUAAAACUGAAUAUGAGAAAGUCACCAACAGAGAUACAUCGCAUGACAUGUUUGAGUCUCUCAAAAUGAAUCUUGAAGGAAAUGCUCAAGUAAAAGAGACAAAAGCUCUGGCUCUCAUCCAGAAGUAUGAAGCCUUCAAAAUGGAAGAAAAUGAGUCUAUUGAAGCUAUGUUCUCGAGAUUCCAAACUCUGAUUGCUGGCCUAAGAGUUCUGAACAAAGGAUACACCAAGGCAGACCAUGUUAAGAAAAUUAUCAUAAGUUUACCCAGAAGAUGGGAACAUAUGGUUACUGCAUUCAAAGUGUCAAAAGAUUUGAAUGAUGUAUCCCUUGAAGAACUUAUCAGUGCUUUAAGAAGUCACGAGAUAAAACUUGAUGAACAUGAGCCUCAGAAGAAAGAAUCUUCUGAAGCUGAAUCUGACUCAGAAGAUGAACACGCCAAUCUAGCGUUUAUGGCUACCACGGUAGAUGACGAUGACGAUGACUCUGAUUCAGAACCAAAAGUGGUAUUCUCUGAAUUUUCUAGAAUUGAACUUGCUGAAAGCUUAUCUGAACUUCUUGAAAACUACAGUAAACUCAAAAUCCAAUACAAGAAACUCAAAAAGAAUCUUGCAUCUGAUGUUGAGAAACUUGAAACAGAAAACUCUGAACUUAAAGAAAACAUUUUUAAACCCAUAGAGGAAGUUCAAAAAUUUCAAAAGAUCUCUAUUUCAGAUUCUUCUUCAAGUUCAAAAGAUAUUCUUAAAGAAUAUGACUCUAGUUUUCAAACGUUUCUUGCUAAAAGCAUAGAUAGAAGCAGAAUGGCUUCAAUGAUCUACGGUGUUAGUGGAAAUGACAGAAGAGAUAUUGGAUAUAAAGCUCCCAAAGGGAAAGUAAUAUAUAAACCUAAGCAUGUUGAGGAAAUGGUUAUCAUAUAUAAACCACUACACAAACAAUUUAGUUUUGGGCACACACAUGAUAUCAAAUACACUUCUCACUCUGAAAAUUCUUAUGCAAAAUCAAAGUUCAACCAGAACUUUAGAAACUAUAACCAAAAAGGACCCAAAAAGAAAUGGGUACCUAAGGAGAAAAUAAUCUAUGUUGUAGUUGUCCUUAACAGCUCAGUUGAAACACCAGUCAUGGUACCUGGACUCUGGAUGCUCGUGACAUAUGACGGGAAGAAAUUCUAUGUUCCAAAGUCUGGAACUUAA